This is a messenger RNA of Manacus vitellinus (golden-collared manakin), 895 nucleotides long. It is a transcript of the gene TRIM54, whose product is annotated as tripartite motif containing 54. Lineage: Eukaryota; Metazoa; Chordata; Aves; Passeriformes; Pipridae. The record is from RefSeq and is a predicted model, not a curated record. The transcript is spliced from 8 exons. Bases 116 to 895 code for a protein of 259 amino acids. Gene Ontology annotation, molecular function: zinc ion binding.
GCUGGACCGGCACGGGGUCUACGGGCUGCAGCGGAACCUGCUCGUGGAGAACAUUAUCGACAUCUACAAGCAGGAGUCGGCCCGCCCCCUGCACAACAAGGCCGAGCAGCACCUCAUGUGCGAGGAGCACGAGGACGAGCGGAUCAACAUCUACUGCCUGCGCUGCGAGGUGCCCACCUGCUCCCUCUGCAAGGUGUUCGGAGCGCACAAGGACUGCGAGGUGGCCCCACUGCCGGCCGUCUACCAGCGCCAGAAGAGCGAGCUCAGUGACGGCAUCGCCAUGCUGGUGGCGGGGAAUGACCGGAUCCAGGCCAUCAUCACGCAGAUGGAGGAGAUCUGCCACACCAUCGAGGAGAACAGUCGGCGGCAGAAGCAGCACGUGGGGCUGCGGUUCGACGCUCUGUACGGGAUCCUGGAGGAGAGGAAGAAGGAGCUGCUGCAGAGCAUCGCAGCUGAGCAGGAGACCAAGCUGCAACGUGUCCGUGGGCUCAUCCGCCAGUACGGAGACCACCUGGAGGCCUCCUCCAAACUGGUGGAGUCUGCCAUCCAGGCCAUGGAGGAGCCCCAGAUGGCCGUGUACCUGCAGCACUCCAAGGAACUCCUGAAAAAGAUCACGGACAUGUCCAAGGCAUCAAUGAGCAGCCGCCCCGAGCCUGGCUAUGAGAACAUGGAUCACUUCUCCAUCAAUGUGGACUACGUGGCCGAGAUGCUGAGGACCAUCGAGUUCCAGACAGAGCCGCUGGGUGAGGAUGAGGGUGAUGGACCCGGGGAGGGCAGCGAGGCUGCGACGGAGGAGGAUCGGCUGGACAGCCUGGAGGCACCUGAAGCUGCUGAGGCAGUGAGGGCACUGUCACAGCCCAUGGAACAGCUGCAGUGGAACCUGGUGAUCCCCUAA